CAUGCAGGCGAGGUUAAUGGCGGGAAGCUUGGCUGUCUUCGGGACAGGGGAGUGCUGUUCAAAUAUAUAUAGAUCCUGCAGUUGAUAUAUACCCUUGGGGGUGUUAUAGUGUGCGUACGUCAACGUCAGUGUUGUUAUUAUAACGAACCGAUGAACACGGCAGGCUGGACAAUCUCUCGUUUUGAGUGUCUUGGAGCCAGCUCUCCGUUAAUUAGAGGUUGAUGAAGGUGGCUCCGGGCAUGUUUGAAGUCGGAUGAGCAAACAGUGUAAACGGCGCCUCUAGUAUUGUGAUCGCCGCCUUCUGCCACAAUACCUUGCAAGACCGGGGUUUGAUAUGAGGAAUCGUAGAGGCCGGGAUCGACCCGUUCAGAGCUCUCGGCCGGGGUAGGGCUCCAGCAGUGAUGAACCUCAAACUGAUCGACGCUCUAACUCGGCAUUCCACGAAAAUAAGGGAAGAAACUUGAAUAAUACUCCGUAUUAUGCCUUAAAUACAGGCAGGGUGCCAUUCCACCAUUGUGUAGGCAUACAUAUAUAUAUACCCUGCUGUUCUCCUGGCCUACUGUGUAAUUAUCCUGGAGAGAAAGAACUGCAGUCGAAUCUGUGGCCGUUGGGAGAACUUGAGAAAAGAAGAAAAGACUCAAGAUGCUACGCCUUAAAACCCUAAGCAGCUCCUGCCUGGCUACUCUGCUGACCACCUGCCUUGGUGCAGCAUCUGUAUCUGCACAGUCGCCUCCUGAAAACCUCUGGCCGGUGCAGACAUUCCAGAGCACAGAUAUCCAGACACCAUUUUUCAAUGUGACGAAGAAAGGCCAAACAGAGCCGGGCUAUAUCUUCUUUAGUCCUAGAGAUAAGGCACGAAAGAUUGGACAUCCAGCUAUCUUUGACGACAAUGGCCAGGUUGUGUGGAAGGGACCCGAAGACGCGAGCACAUAUGGCUUCAAGCCUCAACUUCUUGACGGGAAGCCAGUGAUGGUCAGCUGGUUCGGAUUUGCGAACGAGACUGGAUUCGGUUUGGGAUCUAUGAGCAUCUUCGACAGCUCGUAUGAGAAGAUCCACGAGGUAAUUCUGCCCGGCGGCGAUAACGAAUAUUACAAGACGAUAUACGAGCCCAAGACGUUCCCAUCAUACAUGGACAAUCACGAAGGCCAGAUCACAGACCAAGGAACCAUCGUCGUGACAGUUGUCAAUGUCACUGAGGCAGAUCUGCGAGCUGUUGGUGGGCCAGAGAAGGGCUGGGUUGUCGAUGGAGGCUUUUUGGAAAUGGACAUCAAGACUAAUGACGUUCUCUUCCGUUGGAGUGCGGCCGAACACCUCGAUGAGAUCCCGGUCACCUUCUCCCUGAAGCCACUUGAGGGAGCUGGAACUUCAUCCAAGGACCCAUGGAAUUACAUCCACGUUAACUCCGUCUACAAGUCCGGGGAUUCUUAUAUCGUCUCAUCUCGAUACUCUUGCAACAUCUUCCUUAUCUCCAAGGAAGGCAAGAUUGUCUGGCGUCUCAACGUAAGUUGAAGCUCUUUUUCGUCUGGAUCUUAUGUCCCUUGCACUUCCGAGCAACUAACUAACGGUCCGUUUUCUAGGGCAUUGAUGGAGGCGACUUCGAGCUCGGUCCC
Molecule: messenger RNA, 1610 nt
Organism: Trichophyton rubrum CBS 118892
Lineage: Eukaryota; Fungi; Ascomycota; Eurotiomycetes; Onygenales; Arthrodermataceae
Exons: 1
Coding region: 643-1509 (288 amino acids)
Source: RefSeq, a predicted model, not a curated record